Messenger RNA from Tetrapisispora phaffii CBS 4417, 1314 nucleotides. RefSeq names its product Ubx4p (gene UBX4). Bases 1 to 1314 code for a protein of 437 amino acids. The transcript has a single exon. The record is from RefSeq and is a predicted model, not a curated record. Lineage: Eukaryota; Fungi; Ascomycota; Saccharomycetes; Saccharomycetales; Saccharomycetaceae. Gene Ontology annotation, molecular function: protein binding.
AUGUCGUUGGUUGUUGUUGAUUAUAAGUUUAAUUCCUUUAGGAUAAAAAUUUCAAGAAACUCUUCACUGAGUAGCAUUUUAGUUGAAACUUUGAAACACUUUAAAUUGUAUGAAUCAGAGUCUGAUGUACAGAAAUGGUAUUUUACUAGCUCAAAUGUUCCAAUAGCGAUGGACAUACCAUGGGUGUUACUAAAUGUCCCAACCGGUGUGAAGUUGAAGUUACAAAAAAAGACUACAUCAGAAAUUGAGUCUCUAGAUGAGCCUGAAUGUAAAUUAAUAAAGAUCAGAUUCCAAAUUCCUGGGUCAACACCAAUUAUCACAAGCAUAAAUAAUCUAGAACGCCUAAAUAAAGUAAUUGACAUACUGGCUGAAGAAUAUAAUUGGGUACAUGAUAAGAAACUAACAACUCUGCAAGUGUUUUCAAAGAGUAUAAAAUAUGAAGAUCUAGCCAAUCAUUCGUUGGAAUCACUGGGCAUCGAUGGACCUACAUCAUUAAGACUGAAUCUAAAACGUAUAGAUGGCUUGCAAGCAGCUAAUCCUGAACCAGAUCAGGAUACAUCGAACGUGACAUCGAAAGCACCAGUUGAUCCUGUAAAAAGUGUUUUACAACCCACAGUAGCAUCUGAGCAAGAACCAAAAAAACCAAGUCAUCAGUUACAUGAAGUCUCUGUGUUUAUUCCAUCUAAAGAUUCAUAUGCACAGAUUUUAAAACAUAGAGAAACAGAUAAUGGUGAAUUAGCACUAACAGUGGAAGAUGCUAUACGAUAUCAAGGAUCUCUUGCAAGGAAAACUGGAACCUUUGGUGGACAAAUCUUGACAAAACGUUUAAGAGAAAAAUAUGAGGCAGAGUUGAUUGCAAAAAGAGAACCAAUUAUAGAAUGCUUGGUAAGAAUUAGAUUUCCAGAUAGAUCAAACAUACAAAUUGCAUUUAAACCUGAUGAUACAGCAAACAAAAUAUAUGAAGUUGUUUCAAAGUCAUUGUUCAAAAGUGAUAUAGAUUUUACUUUAAGCAUUUCAUAUCCAUUAACUAUUUUGCAAAACGACGAUAAACAGUUAGUUAGAGACUUAGACUUCACCUCCAAAACCUUGUUAUUAUUCAAAUCUGAUUAUGAAGGUCAAUAUAUAAAGAAAGAACUAAUGGAAUCAGCCCAUGAUAUUUUAGAAGCUGAGGACAUGAAGGCUGAUAAGGAUAUUCAAUUACAAGAAAUACAAAGCUCUGGGAAAUUAAAAACAAAGUCGAUGAUACAUCGAAGAGCAAACCAAAGGGUAUUAAUAAAGUACCCAAAUGGUUUAGACCAGGUAAAACAUAAUUAA